This is a messenger RNA of Nerophis lumbriciformis (worm pipefish), 576 nucleotides long. Lineage: Eukaryota; Metazoa; Chordata; Actinopteri; Syngnathiformes; Syngnathidae. The record is from RefSeq and is a predicted model, not a curated record.
AUGGAAGAGAAGCAAAGAGAAUCUUUCCAUCAAUAUGGAUCGCUGGAGCGGGUACAAUUGAGCACAAGCAGCCACAAAGCAGAGGAGGACGUUGUGUCUAUGGCAGACUCCAGCAUCACUGUGGACGACAUCGAAGGCGAACUCUUCAAGAUUGACCGCAUUAGAGACAUUCUAGUCCGGAGAGAGUCAGAGCUCAGAUACAUGAUGGAUGACAUUCAGCUGUGCAAGGAGAUCACUCGACUGAAAAAGGAACUCCAAAAAUUAGUUUCCCUACCAGACAACGACAAGUCCAAAGAGGAUCGACAAAAGGAAGAAGAACUUCUACAGCAGAUCCAUAAACUAGUGGAAACCAGAGACUUCCUGGUGGACGAUGUAGAAUUUGAAAGACUCAGGGAGAAAGAAGAAGAUAAAGAAAUGGCAGAUUUUCUGAGGUCCAAAUUUCCAAGACACUUGCAGAAAAAAGGUAGACUGAGCAGGCAAGCACCAUCCAGGGCUCAGCAGAACUCCUCUCCCUUUGCCAAAACAGGCCUCACCCUGCUGAAGGAGUGCUGUGGCUUCACCUGCUCCAUCAUGUAA